GUACAAACAUAGGCGUAGACGCAGGAAAAUCCAACCCCCGUCCGCUCUCCCCAUUGGGCAUUGGCUCGCUCCCUCGCUCGCUGGCCUGCCUCCACCAGUCGUACUCUCCCUUUCUCUCUCCCUCUCUCCUCGACGCGCUUCACCCAUGGAGGCUGGAGAAAUCGGCGGCGCUCUCCUCUUCGCCCUCGCCGCCGCCGCCGCCCUCGCCGCCGCCAUCUCCUCCGGCGCCAUCGAUUUCCGCGCCCCACCCACCGUGGGCGCGCCGCUGGGCUUGCAGGAGGCGUUCUCGCUGUUCAUCCGCGUGUUCGAUGGCUCCAACAACUCCUCCUCCGGGGCGGCGGGGGAGGCGCACGAGCUGUGGGUGCGGGUGCGGGGCGGGGUGAUCGCGCCGGUGCUGCAGGUGGCCGUGUGGGCGUGCAUGGCGAUGUCGGUGAUGCUGGUGGUGGAGGCCGUGUACAACUGCGUCGUCAGCCUCGGCGUCAAGGCCAUCGGCUGGCGCCCCGAGUGGCGGUUCAAGUGGGAGCCCCUCGCCGGCGCCGCCGAUGCCGCCGACGAGGAGAAGGGGACCGGCGUCCACUACCCCAUGGUCCUGGUCCAGAUACCCAUGUACAAUGAGCUGGAGGUGUACAAGCUGUCGAUAAGGGCGGCAUGUGAGCUCGAGUGGCCGAGGGACAGGAUAAUUGUCCAAGUGCUGGAUGACUCCACCGAUCCGUUUAUCAAGAAUUUGGUGGGGCUUGAAUGCGAAAGCUGGGCGAGCAAGGGUGUGAACAUCAAGUAUACCACAAGAAGCAGCCGCAAGGGUUUUAAAGCAGGAGCCCUGAAGAAAGGAAUGGAAUGGGACUAUGCCAAGCAGUGUGAAUACGUUGCCAUAUUUGAUGCUGAUUUUCAGCCUGAACCAGACUUCCUUCUCAGAACAGUCCCGUUCUUCAUCCACAAUCCAGAAGUUGGUCUUGUUCAAGCUCGGUGGGCGUUUGUGAAUGACACCUCAAGCCUGUUGACAAGGGUACAAAAGAUGUUUUUCGAUUACCACUUCAAAGUUGAACAAGAAGCAGGAUCAGCAACCUUUGCCUUCUUCAGCUUCAAUGGAACUGCUGGAGUGUGGCGUACAGCAGCCAUCAAAGAGGCAGGAGGUUGGAAGGACCGCACUACAGUUGAAGACAUGGACUUGGCCGUUCGAGCAACCCUAAAGGGUUGGAAAUUUAUAUAUGUCGGUGACAUCAGAGUUAAGAGUGAGUUGCCGUCAACUUACAAGGCAUACUGUCGACAGCAAUUCCGGUGGUCUUGUGGUGGCGCAAAUUUGUUCCGGAAAAUAGCCAAAGAUAUUUUGGCUGCUAAAGAUGUAUCGCUCCUCAAGAAGUUCCAUAUGCUCUAUAGCUUCUUCUUGGUGCGCAGAGUUGUGGCCCCUACCGUCGCCUUUUUCCUCUACAAUAUCUUAGUUCCAAUAUCAGUCAUGAUUCCAGAACUAUUCCUACCAAUCUGGGGUGUUGCCUAUAUUCCCAUGGUACUUACAGUGGUCACAGCCAUAAGACAUCCAAAAAAUAUACACCUACUGCCAUUUUGGAUUUUGUUUGAGAGCGUGAUGACAAUGCAUCGCAUGAGAGCUGCAUUGGCUGGUCUAUUCGAAUUAUCAGAGUUUAACCAGUGGGUGGUGACAAAGAAGGUAGGGAACAGUUUUGAGGACAACGAAGUUCCCUUGCUUCAGAAGACCAAGAAAAGAUUAAUAGACAGGGUAAAUUUUCGUGAGAUUGGAUUUUCGGUGUUUCUUUUCUUCUGUGCAUCGUACAACCUUGUAUUCCAUGGGAAGACUAGCUACUAUUUUAAUCUCUAUCUACAAGGAUUAGCAUUUGUAUUGUUAGGGCUAAACUUCACUGGCACUUGCGCUUGCUGUCAAUGACAGCACCUGAACUGUAUGAAUUGCUGAUAGACGGGUUUUUUCUGAGUAUAAACGCUUCGAAGAUUUCAGUAGACGCUGUUACACUACAGAAGUUUCCAGUCCGGAUAAUACUUUCUUCAAACAAGUUAUAGCAAAUUGUUGGAUCAAA
Messenger RNA from Brachypodium distachyon (stiff brome), 2042 nucleotides. Its product is annotated as probable mannan synthase 7. The transcript has 10 exons. Gene Ontology annotation, cellular component: Golgi apparatus. NCBI's taxonomy places the organism in Eukaryota, Viridiplantae, Streptophyta, Magnoliopsida, Poales, Poaceae. Gene Ontology annotation, molecular function: mannan synthase activity. Bases 146 to 1894 code for a protein of 582 amino acids. The record is from RefSeq and is a predicted model, not a curated record.